AUGUUAGGACUCUGGGCCAAGAAUCUGGUCAAAUUCUGGGCGCAGACUGUCCCAAGUCUGCCGCCAGUCUGGAUAAAGAAUCUUGAUCAAGUGUCUUGGUCGAGAAUUGUCCAAAUCUUUACAAAGUGCUUCUCCAAAAUGGCACAAAGAUUGAAAAUAGAAACCGGACUGGAAUUUUUCGGAAGAAUUCAACCUCGGCCAACGCUUCAAAACUUGGAUGCUGAUUUAUUUCCUGAUGGUGUUUCCAAUAAUGACACGAUUGAAAUCAGAGGAAAUUCAUCAAACUGGAAUUCUCUGCUGCUAACUCAGUUGGUUGCCAAGUGUAUUUUGCCGGUUGAACACGAGGGACAGAAAAUUGGUGGUAUAAAUGUUCGUGUAUUACUUCUCAACACAAAUCAAAGUUUUCUGGUUUCAAGACUUGAGAAGACUAUAGAAAGUAUUUUGUCCAAGAAUGAAAAUUUAGAUUCAAGAAAAAUUGAUAGUAUUACAAAGCGCUCUUUGAAUAAUCUAAUUGUUAUCAAUUGUUAUUCAAGUUUUCAGUAUCUUCUAACCUUAAAAUCAUUAGGUAUAAUUAUAAGCAGCGAGAAGAUAGACCUUGUAGCGAUUGAUAGCAUAAAUGCGUACUAUUGGGAAGAUAGAAAAAAUGGCGGCCGAUGGACAAUGAGUUCUUAUGUUAAAAAUAUUUUGAUGUCUGUACAGAAACAUACUCAUCAUUGGAACAAUUUUUUUAUCUACAGUCAGAUAAAUAAUUUUCAUAAUAAAAGUAAUCAUUUGAAUGCUUGUGUUGAUAAGGCUGAAGAAAAGAUACACCAUAUAGUUAAUGUUGACUACUGCAAUAAAACAAAUAAAUAUAUUUGCUCUAUUGAAUCGCGUGGGAAUAAUUUUCGAAUUGAUUAUCCGAUCGUAUUGAAUUAA
Cotesia congregata is the source of this 915-nucleotide messenger RNA. Lineage: Eukaryota; Metazoa; Arthropoda; Insecta; Hymenoptera; Braconidae. The record is from the annotation of a GenBank genome assembly.